UUCCCAAUAUGGUGGCGCGCAGUUACAAGACGUGGUUAUUUCUGUUUUGUGUUUACAUUUGAUAUAGUCCUAUCAAUUAAGUUGAUGACAACGACUUUGUUGUUGUGGAUACUGUUUUAACAUCUGUAGCGGAAGACGUUAAAAGAUAUUAACAAAGAUGUUUCCUAGACCUAAACCAGGUGACACGGAGGAAGAUCUCCUAAAAUUCCAAAAAGAAUUCAUGGCGAACAAGGAAAAGCCAGGAGUCACUAUAUUCAAACGCCCAGACAAACGCAAAACCAGUACUUCUGAUGACAGCAAACCUGCCACUGAGGAGGAAGACACAAAUCGGGAUGUGGUUAACAUGGAUGUUCUUCCUCCUGAAUUGACAAGUGUACCACCCAUAAAAAAGUCUAGGUUUAAGAGCCAGCAGGAAGAGAAAUCCAGAAGACAGAAGAGAGAGGCAGAGAUGAAUCUGAGUCCAGAGGAAAGGCUUGACAAAGCAGACACGUCUACUGCCGCAGUGUUGACCAAGAUUAUUGAGAGGGACACUAGGGCAAUUCAGGUGCAUCUCCCCAGACACACUAGUCAAGCCUUCCCAUCUGUCUUCCACCAUGGUGAUCCAUCGCAGAAAGAGGCUGCUAGUCAUGGUAAGAAGAAGAGUUUGUUUGCCCAGCAAUUUUCUGCGCGGGGUGCGGGAUACUUUGGUGUCAUGUUAGAACAAGAAGAAGCAAAGGUUUCAACAGGUUCAUCAUCGUCAUCACAUGCCUCUAUGGAAACUGUCGUCUCAGGUGCAGAGGGACCCCACCUAGUGGAAGGAAUUGGCCUUAGUGCUACCUUUGGGAAGGAUGCUGCCCGGCAGAUUCAUGACGAAAACACAGAGAAACUUUCAGCCAUGUCAGAGGCAGAAAUCCAACAGGAACAACAGAGGCUUAUUGAAAUGCUGGAUCCGAAGCUGUUGUCUUUUAUAAAGUCAAAAUCAAAAAAAGAAAACCCAGUGUUGGAAUCCACCGUUCCACCCAGACCGCCUUUGGAGACAGAAUCAUCACAGAGGGUUAAGACUGAGUCAGUUACUCUGAGUGAGGAGGAAUUACCUGUUAAACCCAGGAGAGAGUGGGUGAACAUGGAUAAAGCAGAAUAUGACAAGUUAUCCUGGAUGAAGGAGUUACCUGCCCCUAAAACGGGAGACACGCAGACUGGUCAGCAAGCAAGAUUUGACUUUAAAGGUCAACUGGUACAUGCUGACCUUGACCUUCCUGUGACCUCUGGAUUACAUCACCAUGGUAAUGAACCAGAGAGAGCGGGAUACACUCUGGAGGAACUGUUCCUGCUGGCCCGGAGUACCAACACACAGCAGCGAGUCAUAGCUUUCACCACGAUGGCUCGGAUCUUCUCCAGGGCCCGCAGUGGUGAGCUGUGCCAACUGGUCCAGUCCCCUAUACUCCCUGCUGUGUUAGAUGGGGGUGUGGUGUUCCUGGUGCGCUGGGCUAUGGACGAUAAGAUUGACAUGGUUCUGUCAGCGGCCGUGCAUGCUCUACAUAGUCUACUGGUCAAUCCUGCGGAUGAGCUUGCACUGGACAGUGUGUUUCCCUGGUAUCAAGGUCAUGUCGUCACGACAAUGAACCCAUCACAGGAUCAGAUGACAACAAAGGAAGACGAUGACGAAAACACUCCACAGGAAACUGAUGCAGAUAUUCUCAAACGUGAUGUUGUCUUGUGUCUUGUGGAGAGAAUGAACCUGUUACCAAGGAUACGGUUCCUCCUAGACCAGUGGCGCCCCCAGGCCCCUACUGUGCUGCACAUCAUUGGUAUCCUAACGCGGAUGGUACAACAUUCCACCACAGUGGCAUAUAAAGUGGUGCAGUGCCCGGGGCUGAUUGAGAUGAUAAUUCGUGAGUUCUUACCGACAUGCUGGCAGGAACGUGAGGAAGCCGUGCCCUUGUCUGAUACUUAUGGGACACCUGUACCCGCAGUGAUGAGACUAAUGCGGACACUAGCCCAGGCUGGCCGACACAUUGCUGCUCACUUGAUAUCAACUCACCACCUACACAAAAAGCUGCUUCGGUACCUAGUCGCUGAUCAACCAAGACACCUUCAGCUGGGUGAGUCGGAGUGUUACCAGUUACAGAAGGAGAGUCUACGUGUCGUCAAAAUUUGUUUACUGUAUGGCCUGGCCUCUGAAACCUUUAUCGACUUGUUUCCAACAUUUGUGAAACAGCUUCAGCAGCUCCAGAGGGAUGUUACUGAUGAUUCGGUCAGUUCUCAUAAGAUGGAGCUGUACGUCGAGCUUGUAGGUGUCUUGGAGGGGGCAGUUCACUUAGCCGGAACAGCUGUAACAGCCAAUCAGAAAGCGGCAUUUGUUAGGAGUGAAGACGGUAUGUCCUCCGAGGCUGCUAAGACUGAGGUGGCUGCCAUGCCGACCCUGAAUUGGGGUCAUGUGGCUGACCUUCUACAUCCCUUGAUGUGUGUUCUACAGACACAUUUGACCGAGAUUAAGGACACCUAUCAAAUACAGAAGCAGAGUCUACAGCUUUCCGUGGCCUGUAUCAACUUUGUGACAUCUUAUUACGCACGCUGGCAGGCACAAGUGUCGGUCAGUGCUGUGGUCAUUCUACAGAGUGUGGAGGAUUAUCUGACCACCGUUCUGGAGCCAUGCUGGUCAGGGUUCGGGUUCCAGGUCAUUUUCUCCAAUCUCAGUAACCAUUCACAGCUGUUGAGUACAUCUAAGCCCCCUGUCAGAGAGGUAACACCUAGUAACCCAGAUCUAGGGUGUACAGAGAUUGACGAGUGCCAACAUCCAAUUCUCACUACAGGGACACCCUACGGCCUGGCGACAGCCGUUCUCAGACAGCUGUACACUCUGUGUAGUGUACACAAGGGCAUCCAGGCCAGGGUGUUACCUUGGGUGCUGGGUCAUAAAGAUCUGUGGGUUUACCUAAGGAAGACGUCUACCAGCAUAUCACAUCUCCAUGGCAACCACUUCACCAAGUUUGAAAACAUCCUUCAUUAUUUUUACCUUAAGCUGACCUGUAUGACGAGUCCGGAGCAGACAAAGCUUGACCACUCUGUGAUACAGAGGCUGACCUUGACCUUGUUGAUAAGACUCCACCACGGAAGUGAGCACCUCGUCCACGACCUCCUGUCCACGGUCCUGUUCAGUCCCAGUUUGUGGAGAGCUGUAGGUGAUGACAGUGCAUGUGGAGACUUGGCCGACCUCAAGCUGUCCGACACUCAGCAUGUCACUCAAAUCACACAGGAGCACCCUGCCCCUAGGAAAGAGCUCUUACAGAGAUGCUAUACGCGGCUAAACGCACUCCGUGCUACCUACCUCAGCUCCUUUAGUCACAGCGAGAAAUUCGCUCACAGAUCCAGGUAUUGUUUCACCAUGACUCCACUUCAGACAGAGAAGUUUUUCACCCCACGGUCAGGAGAGUGUCUAAUGCCCUGUGAUUGGAUGUUUGUCCCACUUAUUGACCUGUACAAUGUCUUCAGUUCUGUGGGUGGAGAAGUCCAGAAUGCGCUGUCCGUGAGUCAGCUGGACACAGUGACCGCAGUCCUGCAGUGGAUCUACCUACUGGAGGCCUGUCAGGGAGACAAGAUGGCCACCAUCUCCAUCACACUCAAAGUGUCACGUAUCAUGUGUACUUUCCUCACAGGUAACGAUCUGUUCCUUGACCGGACUGUCCACUGCUACCUAGAGGCCCUACUCCAACAGUACACCACACCAGCCCUCCUGCACAAGCUGGACUUUGAGGAAGAUAUUCCUGGACUUGUGUCCUUCUACGACUUAUAUAUGGCCCUACUCCAGCAGUACGAGGCUAUGUCGUUAUAUGUUACAGAUAUGUGGCCCUUCUCCAGCAGUACGAGGCUGUGUCAUUAUAUGUUAAAGAUAUAUAGCCCUACUCCAGCAGUACUAGGCUGUGUCAUUAUAUAUUACAGAUAUGUGGCCCUACUCCAGCAGUACGAGGCUGUGUCGCUAUAUGUUACAGAUAUAUGGCCCUACUCCAGUAGUACGAGGCUGUGUCGCUAUAUGUUACAGAUAUAUGGCCCUACUCCAGCAUUACGAGGCUGUGUCAUUAUAUGA
Messenger RNA from Mizuhopecten yessoensis (Yesso scallop), 4063 nucleotides. Its product is annotated as RNA polymerase II-associated protein 1-like. The coding region runs from base 158 to 4063 and encodes 1301 amino acids. The record is from RefSeq and is a predicted model, not a curated record. Gene Ontology annotation, cellular component: nucleus. The transcript is spliced from 29 exons. NCBI's taxonomy places the organism in Eukaryota, Metazoa, Mollusca, Bivalvia, Pectinida, Pectinidae. Gene Ontology annotation, biological process: transcription by RNA polymerase II.